Diaporthe amygdali is the source of this 1008-nucleotide messenger RNA. RefSeq lists its product as uncharacterized. Bases 1 to 1008 code for a protein of 335 amino acids. The transcript has a single exon. The record is from RefSeq and is a predicted model, not a curated record. NCBI's taxonomy places the organism in Eukaryota, Fungi, Ascomycota, Sordariomycetes, Diaporthales, Diaporthaceae.
AUGCCCAAGCACCCGUCACUAGGGCUGAUUGUCCUGACCUUGCUGCCCUCAGUCCUGUCAAUCCCCGCCAGCUGCGAUUGGGCAAGUGCAAGCGAUGUCACAACUGUGCAAGUCGUACCUGACACCCGAACUCUAGAGAAUCUCGCUGUUCGGAGCAACGGCGACAUACUUGUCACGUCUGUCGCUUCCUCAACGCUGUUCGGGUUGUCCUCUCAAGGCGAGCAUCCACCACUCCCGGUUGCCGAAAUUUCCGGCGUCACUGGCCUUCUCGGAAUCGUCGAGCUCGAGACGGAUAUCUUCUAUGUGGUGGGGUCUAACCUCACGUCGACCGAGGACUCGAAUGGUUUGUGGAAAAUUGAUAUUCGCAACUUUGAGGCUGCCUCAAAUGGCACCGUCAUUCAGCCGGCUACGACGUCUUUGGUUACGCGACUCCCAUCAGCUCUGCAACUCAAUGGACUGGCUCGCCUCGCAUCCAAUGACACCAAGAAUCUUCUCGUCUCGGAUUCGUCUCAAGGGAAUGUCAUUCGACUGAAUGUCGAUACAAAGGCAAUCGAAGUGGUCAUCCAGCUGCCCGAGAUGGCCCCCUUACCAACGGGCUUGGACAUCGGCGUUAACGGGAUUCGGCUUCGUGACAACAAACUCUAUUUCGUGAGCUUGGACCAAGGUCUUUUCGCCAGCGUACCGAUCUCUCUCGCUAGCGGAACACCAGUCGGGCCAGUGGAAACACUUGCUUCCAAUAUUACAUUCGGCGACGACUUUGGCUUGUCAGACGACGGUAGAUGGGCGUAUGUUGCCACUAAUGGCCCCCAGGAGAUCAUUGGGGUGGAUGUGUCGCGUGGAGGGAAGGUCGUGGUAGCCUCUUCGCCUUUGCUUGGAUCCGCUUCCUCGGUAGCUGUGCAGCAAUUUGAAGGGCGCAGGUUUCUAUAUGUGACUGGGGCGAUACAAUCUGGGAAUAGCACGGUUGGCCACGUCUCCAAGAUAACGUUAGAGUGCAAGUCCGAUGUCUAA